UUCAAACAGCUGGAUUGUUUUGCUUGAGAUGUGAAAGGGAGGGCCAGGGUCAAGAUUGUUGGUCAAAGUAACAGAUUUAAGAGUCCAGUAUGAGUGACUACAUCUGCAAGGCAAAGGUGUGUCCAUCAUACUAAAAGACCUGGGGUAAGUCAGGGAAAGAUUCAGAUGAGAAAGAAUUGCACAUACUGCAUGGAUUUGGCAGGGUGGGGAUCAACUCUGCAGAAUAGUAGACUUUGGAAUGUGGAGCAGGUCUCGAUGUCUGGUGGGUGCCUUUUACUUGUAUCAGUGACUGGCUUCUGUGUGGCUUCUGCUGGCUGUCAGGUUCUGAUGAUCUAAUUAGAAAAUGAAAGUUAUCUUUUUUUCUUAAUGAAUGUGUUAUAAUGUUCCACGAGUUUGAAAGUGGAUUUUGUUACCACUGCUUUCCUUGUUUAUUUAUUUUCUACUGAUUUAUGUUUCCUAAGAAAGACAACUGAUUUUGUUGUAAGCAUACUGUGAAAGCUUCUGUGAAGCGUAUAAAUGUAUUCUGUUUCCAUAGUUGAUAUGACACUUUGCCUCUUACAGUAUGUUGUGAGUGUGCAGCACAUUUUUAAUUUUCAUAAAGAUCCAGAUAUGAUUUUAAUCUAGACGCCUUAUGGUAAAGUACAUUUCAGCAUGCCACUGGGGCUCAGGAACUGCACAAGAAGCCUGGCUUGCUGCGGGCCAUAUGCUUGGUUGCUAUGGUGAUGCAAGCAUAUUCAUGAGGUGGAGGUCACAUGUCCAUGGAGCAAAAGGUCAGGAGGUGCAGCUCAAAUUUCAGAGGCCAAAGAUAUUUGCAUAAAAGACACAGAACCCAGAAACUGAAAAAGACAGAGAAAGCUGAUCUGAUGAAGAGAGGCAGAAAACGCGCGGUGUGGCUGGCAAAGCUAGGGACAUGUUUGGAAAUGUAGGCGCUGGGCACAAAGAAAGAUGUGUAUAAGUAAGGUGGCACCUCUUAAAUCGGCAGUAUGUUGGUAAUAAUCGUGCAGUGUUUCCUUGCUGAGCUUUAGGAAUGCCUGAAGUGGAGAAACAGAAGCUUUCUAAAAGGGAGAUGCUGUUCAGAUGCUGCAUUUGGCUGUAGCCUUAGUGUUAAUGGACUGUAUUUUCUCUGGAUAUGCAGAGAGUUGGACUUAAGUGGAAUAUCUGUGGGAAUGAGGGAUUUUCCUCCUGUCAUGUGAGUUGACCAUUAAUCAUUAAGUAGUUUGCACUAACCAUUAAGUUUAACUGUGUAAAACUGUGAUAGGUACUGAAUCAUUUCUUGCAUGUUAAAUGUAAUUCAAAUGAGAAUUUUUGUGGCAGUUGUGGGUUAUUACCAGUUUGUUAUUGCCAGGUUUGGGUUGUUGCUUCCAUUAGUGAUGAGUUGCUAGUUUUACAGUGCAACAUAUCUAAGACAAAUCAGGCCUAAAACUGGAACGUAACCCCACUGGGAUCGUAGGUAACAACAUGCAAGGCAGCAGAAGCCAUAAGAAAUCAGACAUGGUGGUCAUCAUUGAUGACGAUGAGACAGAAGGGCAAAGUUCAUGCAAAGGAAUUUCAGCAAACGAGUUAGGGGGGCAGUUAGGAAUUUCAGCAAACGAGUCAGGGGGGCAGUUUUUCUUAAUCACUAGUCUGAUUGAGUCCCUGGGAAGCAGGCUACUGAACAGUCAAAGGGAACUUGCAGCAAGAAUUGAAAACAAGUUGGAGGGUAAUCAGAAGGAGCUGUCUCAAAAGAUGAACACCUUUGAGGAGAGGAUUUUGAGCACAAUCAAUACAUUGGUGGAAAAGGUAUUAUUAAAACAGGACAUGCAAGAAUUAGAGCAAAGGCAGACUGUAAGUACGCUCUCAGCCACUGUGAUCAGUGACAGGUUAGAUGCUGUGGCCAAUAGCAUGAACAGCUUAGAGCAAAGACUGAAGGUGGUAGAAGGUGUGUUGCUUAUCAAACAAGGUGGACAAACCAUGUCUUCAGAUGACCAACCCGAGAGGCCAACUGCUGACCUUCUAAGUGCCACACCAGUGCAUUGCAAAGGUCAAGGGACUGCCAGAAUGACAGAGAGAACCUUGGAACCUUUGUUGCAGGAUAUCAAAAGAGAAAACACACCACCGCUGGCCAUCCAAGCACCUUCAGUUCCAGGUUCACCCACUGAGUUUGAGAAAGACAGAAGAAGAGAGUAUCUACAGGUGCCAACUUUUAAUGGGGAAACAGACUGGUUGGCUUUCCUAGAAGAAUUCGAGGUGAUGGCAGCACAGGCUAAACUGGAUUACUCUGAGAAAGGCUUACAGUUGGCGUUACACCUUAAGGAUGAGGCAGUGCAAGUGCUCACUCAGUUGCCUAGUGAUAAAUCGCAGGACUUCAAUGAACUGGUGCGAGUGUUAACCCUGAAAUAUGGACGGCAUUAUGAUGAACAUUACGACCACAUCAAAAAGCAAAAUGAAAGCUUUGGCAAUCUGGGAAGGGAUUUAACACUACUGUUACAGAGAGCUUACUCAAGUGUGCCACACAAUGUGAGUAACCCUUUGAUUCUGGACAAUUUUCUUAGUGGAAUUGUCAAGCCACAUGACAAAGAAAUUAGCCCUAAAACAUCUCUAGGAAGUUUCAUUAAGAAGGCAGCUCAGCAUGAGGAAAUGCUCCAAAGCACAUGCCAGGGUCCUCUAAUCUCCAGGUUCAGAGCAGAGGAGGAGGCAUUUGUGGAAUAUAAUGUUUCAGACAGCAUAUCAGAAUCUUCUUAUGAGGACAACGAGGACAGGUCUGAAAAAUCUCUACUUGAGAUCAAAAAGCUGAACAGUUUUCAGGACGGUCAUGAGUCUACGAAUGAAUAUUCCACAGAACACCUUGGCUUCAAUAAAGCCACCACCGGCCUUUUGAAACCCAACACCCAAGCUUUCAGUAGUUCACCAGGCAGUAAUAUGAGGCUCCUGCAGCCUGACUCCUCAAGACCCAAAGAAAGUGCUUUGGCACUGAGUAGAGGUGGCACCCUGGCUCUAUUAUCUUCUUCCCAUCAUGCUCAAGAAUUGAACAUCACCGCAAGGACUUCAGGUGCUACAGGUAUGGUAUCUGCUACUGCAUCACCAAACAACAGUAGAGAUAUGACCAGACUGAGCUUCAAGACAGGUAGCCUGGAAAAAUGUAACACUGGACCAGUUCAUGAUGACUUCCCCCAGAGAAAUGCUGUUGAGAGAAUGAAGACAGCGGCCAGUGUAGCUCUUUAUGACAGAAACACUGUGAUGACAUUGUCAUCUUCAUCCUCAUCGUCAGCAGAACCAGUCACAGAAGAAAACAGUAACCGGACUUUCAACUUUGAUGGGUUUGAUGCUCCAUUUAGUUCUCUGUCUGCUAGCUCAAUCUUGGCUACCCUGUCCAAAAAAGUUACUGAAAGAAGCCUUUCACCAAGCAGCCUUCUGACGGAAGAGACAUCUCUUGUGAGAUCACCGCAGAACCUUGCACAAUCAUCUGAAAUUAAACACGAACCAACAACAUUUUCAGAAACUCCAAGUCUUCAGCUGUCUUUGGCCUCUGUGGUAGACAAAUCCAUGAGCCAAGUCUGUUCCAUUGAGGAAAACGGGAAGAUGUAUCAUUGCUCUGAGUGUGGGUUGAUCAUUAAAACAAAGAGUUCAUUUAAACGACACAUGGGAAGGCACACUGGCCUGAAAGGACACUUUUGCUCACUGUGUCCUUUCCGAUGUUCUCGGAAAGACAAUCUGAAGAAACACAUGAAGCUUCAUGAGCACCAAAAUAGAGAGGAGACCUUUCAGUGUGAGAUGUGCUCAUUCACUGCUCGGAAAUUCAGUCUCAAACGACAUAUGCAGUGCCAUCAACAUUCUUCCCAGAGUGAGUGUGAUUUAAUGGAAGACUCAAUGACAGACACACCAGAGGAGGCUUUUCAUCUGGAAAAUCAUGUAGUCAGGCUGCAGAGUCAGGGCUCAAUGGACCUUCAUGGUGGGGUGAGCGAGGGAACCACUGAUCAUCUUCCAAUAAAGGUUGUUGUCAAAGAAGAGCCAGAAGAAAUGGACAUUUCUGUGUCUCCCAGCCCUAAAUACUGCACUGCUCAAGAGCCUGUUGCUUCUAACAGACUAACUGGUCUUCUAUUAAAUAUUGUUGCAGCUAAUAAAAAUAAAAUUGCAGCAAAUGAUGAAUCUCAGAAUUUCUCAUUUCAGAAGACUCAGUCUUCUAACCAAGACCUACAGUGUAUGGUUGUAGGGGCCAACACAUCAUCAACAGCAGAUCACCUUUGCUCCAACGGCAGCAGUCUUCCUCAGGGUGAUGGUGAAGCCAAGGCUGUCUUCCAACUGCCCAAGGAGGGCCCACAAGAUGACAAGAAAGUGAGUGCAGAGAGGAAUGUGUUAAAAACUGAGCCAAUGGAAGAAAGCAGCCAUGAAGAUCCCCCGAUUUGUGCUCAUACAGUAGACUUCAGCACUUUAGUCGAGCAUGAAGGCAGAAAUCAGUUGCAUGAGACCAACGUACAUGCUCGGAAUCCAUUGUUUACUGAGGAUAUCUCUGUCAAGGUGGCUUCAGAACUCCUCUUCAGACUGUCAGAGAAAGCCAAGCUGACAGCCUUUAGUGAACCUGAAUGUCAAAGGUAAAUGUUUUGAGUGUGGUUGGAUUUUAAAAGAUUCUAUUUUCCAUUUUUUCUUUUUAAGUCAUAAAAUAAUGGAUAACAAAGAAAAUCAACACUUUAUUACACCUUAAAUGGAGGUAAUUGUAAAAAUUUUAACUUUAUGUCACUGUACAACCUCAAUAAGAUACACUUGUCAAAAGAGAAUAAUAAGUUUGUAGCAUACUGUUACAUCCUGGAUGGAGUCAUUUUAUCCCCAUCCAUCCAUUAUCCAAAACGCUAUAUCCUAACUACAGGGUCACGGGGGUCUGCUAUAACCAAUCCCAGCCAACACAGAGCACAAGGCAGGAAACAAACCCUGGGCAGGGCGCCAGCCCACUGCAGGAGUCAUUUUAUUUAAUUGGUAAAUCUGCAAUAAAUAUGUAAUGAUAAGCCACAUAACCUCCCUUUCAUUACUUUAUAUGACAUAUGCUGAAGCAGGUGGUAGUUUUACUAGGGUUCACUUGAAUGCUAGACUCUCUACAAUAAUAUAUGAACAGAAUGUUAAAUUCAAGAAUGAAUUGAAGAAACUAUGAAAAAAGAAGACUUUCUAGCAGGCAUACCAUGUUUUAAACAUAUAUGUUUAUAUUAUAUGGAGGGGCUGCCCAAAGAGAAAAGAUUAAGCUUGUUAAUGUAUACAAAUUUAAUACUGGAAGCAAUGCUUAUACUUCAGAUAAUUUUUAACUUUAUUUAAUUUUUUUCCUGAACAGCACCCAAUAUGUAUACACAUACAGGGUAAGUCAAAAUUAUGUUAACACUAAUGGUACUGCUAUGUAUAUACUUAUAUACAAUAUUUGUGGUACAUGUGUCGAACAUGAUGGCAACCGGGUUGAGACAUUCCCAAAUCAUCUUGCACAUAUGAAGUAUUGUGAAUAAAUUGUUUCCGCCAUUCAAAUGUUAACAUAAUUUUGACUCACCCCGUAUGUAUAUAUAUAUGACAACAGGGAAUCAAUAAUUAUCUGCAAUCUUGUGAUAAUUUUCUGUUUCUCUGCCCACAAGUGGAAACAUGGUGUGUCUCUGGUCACAGUGGUAAAGUUCCAACCAUGAUCAGUAGUAUCACUUUUUUUACUAGGAGUAAACAUGGACACUCCACUCUCUGUUUACACAACAGAAAAGCAGCAAGUAGUGAACUGUACCAGGGGAUGAAAUCCAUAGAAGGCUUUCUACACAAUAUAGAGAUAGUGUUUUACCAUGGCAGAGUGUUUACGAAUCGAUUGAGAAGUUCAAAUAUGGCUAGACAAGUAUUAAGCACAAAGAAGGAGUGGGACACCCAUACAUGUUCACUACCGACAACAACAUCGAGUAAAUCUGUACCAUGAUUCUGACGAACUGAUGAGAAUUUUGGACUCUGAUACACGAUCAAUCCUAAAAAGUCUAUUACUGCUUGCUCUUCACCUUUGGUGCAAACAGAGAGUGGAGUGGACCUGUUUAUUCCUAUAAAACAAAAAGAGAAUGCGAUUGAUCAAGCUCACAACUUUACUGCAGUGACCACAGACGCACUAUAUUCCCAUUUGGAGAGGGAACGCAGUACAGUCAACCCAAACAAGAAUGACAAAGGUAUGGAUACAUAUUGACUUACCCUUGUGUGUGUGUAUAUAUCUAUAUAUCUAUCUAUCUAUCUAUCUA
Messenger RNA from Polypterus senegalus (gray bichir), 6209 nucleotides. RefSeq names its product zinc finger protein 827-like. Bases 1459 to 4572 code for a protein of 1037 amino acids. The record is from RefSeq and is a predicted model, not a curated record. The transcript has a single exon. NCBI's taxonomy places the organism in Eukaryota, Metazoa, Chordata, Cladistia, Polypteriformes, Polypteridae. Gene Ontology annotation, molecular function: DNA-binding transcription factor activity, RNA polymerase II-specific; RNA polymerase II transcription regulatory region sequence-specific DNA binding. Gene Ontology annotation, biological process: regulation of transcription by RNA polymerase II.